AUGGCCGUUUCUGAAUACGUCACGAGGCUUAUCUCACGUUGCUUCGAGUGCCAGGUGUUUAUGUUCGGGUCAGUGCCUCUGAAGACCUACCUUCCUGACGGCGAUAUUGACUUAACCGCAUUUUCCCGGGGUUCAACCGUGAAGGACGCGUGGGUGCUUGUCAAGUUUCUGGAGGUAUUCAGCAAGUUUGACUGGGAGCAGUUUUGCCUUAGCCUCAAAGGCCCCGUUCCUCUCUCGUCUCUGCCCACCAUGCUCGCUGAGAGGCCUGGUGGAGUAGAGGACCUGCUCCUCACAGACGAGUUUCUGGCAGAAUGUUAUGCCAAGUACUCACUGGCUCCCAUGGUCCAGAAGCGGCCGUUCAUGGUCAAAUGCCCUGCGGGCAUUCACAACCUUCUCAAUCCGUCCAUGUCUCCUCCUCGCGGCCCCCCUCGCCUCGUCCCUCCAGCCAACUUCUUCCGCAUCAGGAGCGCUCUGGCGUACGGCUCGCGCAAGCUGAACGCGGCGCUGAACGGCCCAGAGGAGCUGGUGGCUCUGGAGGUGGACCGAUUCUUCCGCAACACGUGGGUCCGCAACGCCUCUGGCUCCCGCCCAGACGGCUCCAACCACGAGUUUGUACUCCAGCACAUGCCCCGCCGCUUGCCGCUCUUUGCUCAACCUAUGCCCCCCCCGGUGCAAGCCGGAGGCGUGGCGCCCGCAGCUGCAGGCGCGGCAGCAGGUGCAGGAGUAGGGGCAGGAGCAGGAGCAGGGGCGGGGACUGGUGUUUAUGCUGUUAGGCCGGUCGUGGGUGUUGGUGGGGGGUACCGGGGGCAAGUGAACGCAGCAGCGGCUCAUGAGAACAAGCCUCCGGGGGAGGGGGAUGUUAUGCGGGCGCCAUACUCCCAUGGGGGGCAGCAUGGCGUGGUGAUGAACGGAAACGUGGCCGGUCAUAUUCCUGGGAACGUGGCUGGGAACAUGGGUGGAAAUAUGGGUGGGAACAUGGGUGGGAACAUGGGCGGGAACAUGGGGAGGCGGCAGCAGGUACAGGCGUCAGAUGGGCCCCACCGGGUGCCAUAUGGGGGAGGUCAUACCUGGAUCCCGGCUCCUCUGUUCCCUGUGCCUGCUAAUGUGGCGCAUGUUCCCGGUGCAAGGGCUUCCCCUCCCAUGGCUGGUGGUCCGAGACACGCCGUUCGUGCUGCUGACAGUAAAGCUUCUGUGGAGCAAGACGCGUUGGUGAAUGAGCUUGUGGAGAGGAAGAAGGCGGGAAGUGUGGUUGCACGCCCAAGGGAGGAGCAACGAAGCGGGAGUGAACGGAGUGGAGGAAACGAGAGGAACGAAGCGAGUGAAAGGAAUGAAAGAAUUGAAGGGAGUGAAAGCCAGGGCGCACAGCAGGGCGCACAGGGAGGGUUGGACGGAGCAGGGAGUGCAGGACCUGCUGUUAGCUCAGGGAAAGGCGAGGGGGAGGCAACAGCAAGGCAAUCAGAGGCAGCGGCACGAGUCAUGUCCAGCACCAGUUCCCCAACACCCGACACCAUUCUCACCACCAUAGACGCCCGUUCCCAACCCGUACAACCCAGUGCGCCCCCUGCUCCGCUCGGCCCUCCUCUAGGCCCCCCAGCCAGCUCCUCCGCAGGUCCCUCACCACUCCCCCCCCAUGUCAGCCCGUUUCCGUUCCCGCCUGGGCUCCUCAUAAUGGCCUCUACCCCCAACGGCCCCUGCCUUGUCCCUCUCUCCGCCUUCCCAGGGGCGCUUCACCCGCGACUGCUACAGAUGCCCAUGCAGCAGCUACAGGCGUUUGGAUCUCAGCCGUCGGAUGAGAGCUUCUCCCAGCAGCUACAGCAGCAGCUGCUGCAGCAGAUGCAGAUGCAGCUGCAGAUACAGCAGCAGCUACAGCCGAGACGAGAUGGGGAAGCCAAGGCACCUGGUCCAGGUUCAGGCAACAACCCGCCGCACAUCAUGCCAGGAUCCCAAACCAGGCUCCCUGUUUCAAAUUCGGAUGGUUCCGCGUCUCUUCCUCCAGUACCACAGCUCUUUCCAUACAUGGCGCUUCCCAUGCCCCUGCCGGCAGCAGCAGGCUUCCCACAGGCGCCUGGGCUCGUGCCUGUGCGACCGGGAGGGUCUGAAGGGGAAGGGCCGUACAGGGGAGCGUUUGGUGUGAGUGACAGUGCUUCUUACGCGGAUGGCCCUGGGGUUUCAGACGCAGCAGGUGGUGGUGGUGCUGCUGCUGCUGCUGUUGCUGCCGGUAGCAGUGGUAGCGGUGGUGAUGGCGGUAGGGGAGACUCAGGUGCUUCACCUGCUGCUGUGCCACCUCCUAUGUUGUGGCAAAGGAUGGACCAGCUGCAGCAGGCGCCAGGCGCGAAGCUACAGGAACCAAGGCAAGCACCCGGAGAGCUGAUCGGAGCAGCAGCCGGAGCAGCAGACGGAGUGCAGGCCCCGUUACCUGAGGGCGUGAAGUCAGUCACACCCCCUCCAGGCCAUGUCCCGUUCAUUCCCCUCAUCCGGCCAGCCUCUGGCGCCCCUCCCUUCGCCCAAAUCCCCGGCAUGGCCCCGUUCCUCCCGCAAAUCCCCAUCAGAGCGCUGCAUCUCGCGCCCCCUUGGAUGUUCCCCCCACAUGCCCAUGCGCCCAUGCAAGCCCAGGGCGCUGGCGUGGCAGCAGGUGAUUGGUCGGAUGGGCUGGCCAGGGCGGGUUCGCCUAUGGCUGGUAACGCUCUGGGUCUGUCUGGGUCUGCAGCGGUGGGGGCGAGUGCGGAUGGGGAUGGGAGGGAGGAGGUGGAGAAAACAGGAGUAGGGCUCGUGGCAGGACUGGGGGCAGGACUGGGGGCAGGAGCCGGGGCAGGUCCCAGGGCAGCAGCAGGGGCGCCCGUGGUGUUUGUAGGAGAGGGAAAGGCAGGUGUUGGCACUAGCAGCAGCAGUGGUGGCGAUGCCAGUGGGUGGAGUGGUGGUGGGAUUGCCGGGCCACAGCUUACCCCGUUGACCCCGUUGACCUCCACUGGUUCGCCUUUGGUGGGUUCGUUAGCCAUGCCAUUGGGCAGGGAAUCUCCAGGGCAGUCACCUGCCCUGAAUAGACCCUCCCAAGGCGUACCCGCCCCAAGUAGACCCUCCCCAGGUGCACCCACCCCUCUGCUCCACCCGACGUCUGCCAUUCCGUCAUCCACGUUUGGCCCAUCCAACCCAAGCACCGAUCCCACAAAGCAGCAGCCAUAUGUCCCAUCCACUUUCCCCACUGGGGUUCCAGGGUCCUCAGGGGUUCCAGGGGUUCAAGGGGGAGGUCCUGGUGCUAACCCGGGGGGCGUAUUCCCCCUCCACCCCUUCUCUCGCCCGCUAGGUCCCCAAGCUGUGCUGCUGUCUCAUCUAGGCGGUCCGCCUGGUGUCUUUCCCUCGUACGUCCUUGCUAAUGCUCCCGUCACGCAAGCAGGUGCACCUGGCGCACAGGGCGCAGGUGUCCCUGGUGCAACCCCAACCGUUCCGACCACAGCAAGUGGCGCUGCUGCUGCUCCUGCCACUGGGAUGCCUAGUGCUGCUGCGGCUGCUGCUGCUGCUGCUCCUGCUGCCACUGCUCCCUCGCUCUCCGUGCUGGCUAAUCCUGUGCCAGGGCAGGCAGCAGGAGGCAGUGAGGGAGGCAAGGCGGUGCAGGUGCUGCCCAACCCGCAGCUGCUGCAGCCAAGCACGUUCCCUCCUGGGGCGAUACCAGGGGGAAUCUCAGGUGGGCUCUCAGGUGGGCCGUACUCCUUCAUGCUCAUGUAUGCCCCCCAACCUGGCAUGCUCCCGGGCGGCAGUGUGCCAGGUGUAGGGGCGGCAGGGGCGGCAGGGGCAGGCAGUGGAGGAGGAGGGUUGGGAGUAGCGGGGGUGGGAGGAGGGGUUGAGGGAGGAGAGGGAGGGACGGGAAGAGUAGCUGGUGGAGAGGGAGGAGGGCUAGGAGGGAAGGAGGAGGGGAUGCUGAGCACGGUGCGUGCACGGUCGAAUCCCGUGGCCACAAGAGAUCCCUCGUCUUCCACUGCCAGUGCUCCACGCGUGGUGCGAGGCAGGGGCGGCAGCGGCGGGGGGAGUGAGGGCGUGUUAGCAGAGCCACGCAGGGGGGCCAGUGGAGGGGGGAGCGAAGGUGGGGUAGCAGAGCCACGGGCUGAUGCUGCUGGGGAGUCUGCGUCUUGGGGCAGUGGGGAAGGUUCUCAAUGGGGCCAUGGCACCACUGCCGGUGCAGUGAGAGGGGAGGCGCGGCAUUCAGGUGGAGGGAAGCAGCAGCGAGGGGGCACAAGAGGGGAGGAUGGCCGAGGUGAGGGGAGUGGAAGGGGAGAGGUCAGCGGAAGAGGAGAAGGGAGUGGGAGAGAAGGGGGUGGAAGGGAAGGCAGUGGAAGAGGAGGAGAGAGAGGCGGGCAGCGUAGGGGAGAGGCUCAGGAUAUGGGAGAACAGGCAGAACAGCCUUCCUCAAAACUCCAACAACAGCAGCAGCCAGCAGCACUCAAGGGAGCACUAGGGGUGCCCCAACUGCAGCAGGGUCAGGUUUUGGCAAAGCCGAAGCAGAGUCUUGGCGCACCUCCCAUGGCACAGCAGGGCGCCGAGCCUGUAGAGCUGGACCGGCGAGUGCCCGAACCAGAUGACGAGCCUCUAGCUUCGGCGGAAACGGUGACCAUCAGUUGGAGGUCGUCCUUACGGCCGGGGGAAGAAAGGCAGGCGGCAGGGAAAAGGGCACCGAGAACUUCCCAGCAGCAGAUACAGGCCACGGGGUGGGGAGAACCGGAGGCGGCUGGAGUGUCAGCAGCAGCAGGAGGGGAGGUGGCAUCUAGGGAAGGCACAGCUCGAGAGGGUCCACAGCGAGUGCGCAGCCUGGGAGGGGCGUCCCGGUCAGAGGACAGGUUCUACAGCGCUCACCGAGGAGGACUUGGUAACCGCAAGGGCCUGGGCUUGACAGGAACUGCUGCUGGUGGUGCAGCUGGUGCUGCUGGUACUGCUGCUGGUUCUGCUGCCGGUGGUUCUGGUGGUGGUGGUGGUGGUGUGGCUGGUGGCAGUGACGGGGGCUCGGAUGGGCUGGGGAGUUCCGGAGGGUCUGUGGCACUUGGCGCACCAGCAGCAGGGCCAGGAGUUUCUUCAGGUAGCUCAGGUGCCUCUGGUGGCUCAGGGCCUAAGAGUAGUUCCAGUGGAGGCAGCUCAGUGGUGAGUGCCAGGGAGAGAGGAGGGGUCAGUACUGGGGGGAAGGGGGAGAAUAGGAGCAGCACUGGCAAGGGUGCUGCAGGUGCUGCAGGCACUGCUGGUGCUGCAGGCGCUGCUUCGUCCUUUGCAGCAGGGAUGGUGCCACCGUCGCUGCGGUCGAUGUCACCUCGGGCGGGUGGGAAGGGAAGUGCAGGCGUAGGGGCGGGUCGGAGUGGGCAGAGUGGGAGCGGAAGUGGCUCCCCGGUGUUGAACUCUCCCAAAGCAGGGAAAAGAAUAAGGGACUUCGCUCUGGUGGAGCACCAGGUGCUCUCCUUCUCGCCUGCGUUCAACGUCAUCACGGGUGACAGCGGGUCGGGCAAGUCAAUCAUCGUUCAAGCUAUAGGGCAGUGCUGGCUGUACUUCCUGUUUAUACUCUGUGUGACCCGUUCGCCCUUUCCUCCUCUCAUCCUCUCUGGUUGUUUUCUCCUUCCCCUCUUUUCCCCUCUUUCUCCUCCCCUCCUUUCCCUUUCGAUUGAAGGUACUGGGAGCACCAGCAUCAGAGGACUCUGUAUGGCCUUCGGCCCUCUCCUCCUCUCUCUCCGCACAUCUCUCCGUGUUCACUUCUCCUCCACUCCUCUCCUGCACCCUUCUUGUCCUCUCCUUUCCGCUUCCGCUUCUCCCCUUUCUGUCCCUCACUGGAAGGUACUGGGAGCAGUAGCGUCCGAGGAUUCUGUACGACCACCGGCCCUCUCCUCCAUUCUCUCCGCACAUCUCUCCCUCUCCCCCUCCGCCUCUCACUCCCUCCUGCAAUUCCUCAGGCAGGAAGGUAGGCUAGAUGUGGUAAAGGCCGUUACUGGGGGAGGUGGUUUAGCCGAUGAUUCAGGUGAUAAAAACGGAGGGCAGCAGGAGCGUGGUUCAGGGGUGAGCGGAGGUGGUGGUGUGCGAGUGAAGGUGAUUCUAGAGAGGGAGAUUUUCCGCUCUGUUGCUGCUGGUGAUGAUGCUUAUAGCGAGUCUGAGGCUGAUGGCAACAGCAACAGAGCGGGAAGCAGCAGCAAGAGUGAAAGCAGGAGCGGGAGCAAGGGCAAGAAGAGCAGCAAGGCGCGGAGUGUGUGCCGGGUGAACGGGGUGGUGGUUCCUCUGAAGGUGCUGCGUGCUGUGGGCGCAGCCCUGGUGGAUUUGAACGGUCAAAACGCGCAGGGGGCUCUUAGGAGUGAAGGCGCUCAGCUGAUGCUGCUGGAUAGAUUUGCAGAGCGGUGGGGGGGUGAGGAAGGAAUCGGGAAGGGUAGAGGGGAGGAUGCGGGGAAGGAGAGAGAGGAGGAGGAAAGGACUAGGGAGGGGGAAGAGGAGGAGAGAAGGGAGGGGGAGGAGGAAGAGGAGAGGGAGGAGGAGGGUGGGGAGGAGAGGGUGGAGGUGGGGAUGCUGCUGGCGAGGGCGCAGCAGGUGUGGGAGGAGCAGAAGAAGCUUCAGGAGGCAGGGGGGGAGCAGGCGCUGAUGGUGCUGCAGGAACUGGUGGACGACGUGGAACGACUAGGCCUGAAAGAAGGGGAAGUUGAGGCGAUCAGAGAGGAGAUUAAGGAGCACGAGCAGGCAGGCAGGGCAGCUGAGAGCUGCAGUCGCGCCCACGGGAUGCUGGAGGGGUCAGCAGCUCUUGGCGUGCUGCAUGGGUUGAGUAAGGCUGUGGAGGAGUUGAGAGAGGUGGAGGAGGAGGAGCAGGAGCAGGAAGAGCAGGACGGGGAGGAGGAGGAGGGAGGGAGUGGGAGGAAGGGGAGGAGGGGAGGGAGGGGGGGUGCAGGGGGGUAUGUGCAGAGAGGGAGGUUGGACGACCUGCGGUUCUCAAGAGAGCGCAUGGAUCGACUUAAGAAGCGGCUGAGAGAGAUAGAGGUGGUGCGCAGGCGCCACGCCGUUCGAACGGCAGCAGAGCUUUGGUCGGCCGCGCAGACAGCAGCAGAUCAGAUCGCCAGCUCAGGGAGUGUGGAGAAGAGGCGACGGGAGCUACAAGACGAAAUGAGCCACCUCGCGGCGGAGAUUGGGCGGCAGUUUUUGGCAGCUAGCAGGAGGAGGCGGGUGGCAGCAGAGGAUCUGGGGGAGCGAGUGGAGGGCGUGCUGAGAGGGCUGGAGAUGGGUGCAGCGCGAGGGGUGGCAGAGGGGUGGGGGAAUGCUAGUAAGUUCCACCCUCUCUUUCCUUCCUCUUUCUCUUCAUUCCACUUCUCUCUCCCUCCUCCCUCUCUUCCCUUCCCCUCCCCUCCCCUCCCCUCGCCUCCCCUCCCCUCCCCUCCCCUUCCCUCCUCUCCCCUCCCUGCCUUCCCCCAUCACCCCUCGUUGCAGGAGGCAGCAACUCCCCGCUUCUACAGUGCCACGUCAGCUCCCUCCAGCCAAUCUCAGAUUAGCAUGCCGGAGAGAAGAAGGGGUGGUGGAGUGGGAGAGAGGGGAAAGGGAGUAGAGGGGAGGGGCGGCUGGGGAAGGGAGGUAGAAGCAGUCUGGGACGAGGAAGAGGAGGAGGAGGGGGAGGAAGAAGAGGAAGAGGACGAGGAGGAGGAAGAGGAGGAGGGGGAGGAGGAGGAAGAAAGGGCACUCAAGAUUAUCGCAGCAACCACCACCACCACCUCCACCAGUCCCACCUCCCCAUCAUCCCUCGCAACAAGCAGCAGCAGCAGCAGUAGCAGAGGUGAUCUGCCAGCAGCCAAUGGGAGUGUGCCAGGUGUCAGCGUGUCGGUGUUUGAUGAGCUGGACAGCGGUGUGGGUGGCCGAAUCGCUUCCCGAUUCGCCCUCGCCCUGCGCCACCUGUGCAGACAGGGUAACCAGGUUAUCUGUAUCACUCACCUGCCCCAAGUGGCGGUGCAUGCAGACGCACACAUGAGUGUGAGCAAGCACGUGGACGGGGCCGAUGGUCGCAUGCGCACCACUGCUGCGCGCCUUACAACCCUGGAAGAACGG
Molecule: messenger RNA, 8034 nt
Organism: Closterium sp. Naga37s-1
Lineage: Eukaryota; Viridiplantae; Streptophyta; Zygnematophyceae; Desmidiales; Closteriaceae
Source: the annotation of a GenBank genome assembly